CUGGGAGGCACAGGGACUGGCUCACACUACACCACUCAGCUGAACUUUUUUUUAAAAAUAAAAAAUUUUUCCUGCAAAUUUUUCCAUGUUUUUGGUGUAAAACCUCUGCCGGCUGUACUGAGGAUUAUCCCAGGGAUUGGACAUGCAGCCGCUUCAGCUUGUAGCCAGGAUUAAACGAUGAUUCCUUGAGUUGAGAAGUGCGUUGGGCAAUGACGACGAUUAUGAUGGGCUCUUGGCGAUCGGUCAGCGCUGGACAUUUGAUGGCCCGCAGGGGGCUUGGCGCUGCACAGUGACCAAAAUGAGCAAGCUCGGCUUCCAGAAUAACAGAGUCAUGCAGGAUCGGCGGAGCGUGUGUGUCUUCCUACCUAAUGAUGACACCCUGAAUAUCAUCAUUAAUGUUAAAGCACUUUGUCAGGAGUUGUUGGAUCAGAUCUGCGAUCUCCUCAGGCUGAAAGAUUGCCACCUCUUUGGACUCAGUGUUAUUCAAAACAAUGAACAUAUAUACAUGGAACUUUCCCAGAAGCUUUAUAAAUACUGUCCCAAGGAGUGGAAGAAGGAGGCCAGCAAAGGAAUUGACCAGUUUGGCCCCCCCAUGAUCAUUCAUUUCCGAGUACAAUACUAUGUGGAAAACGGCAGAUUAAUAAGUGACAGAACAGCACGUUAUUACUACUACUGGCACCUAAGGAAGCAAGUCUUGCUCUCACAGAGCACUGCCAGGGAGGAAGCCUACUUUCUGCUGGCCGCCUUCGCCCUACAAGCCGACCUAGGGAACUACAAAAGGAACAAGCACUAUGGAAAGUACUUUGAACCAGAAGCCUACUUCCCUACCUGGGUGAUUAAAAAGAGGGGGAAGGAUUACAUUUUGAAGCACAUUCCCAAUAUCCACCGCGACCAAUUUGCGCUGACCGUGCCGGAAGCACAUCUCAUGUAUAUAAAAGAAGCCGCCAGACUGGACGAUGUUGCUGUCCAUUACUACAGGUUGUACAAGGAUAAGAGAGAGGUAGAAGCUUCGCUGGUACUUGGGCUGACACUAAGAGGAAUCCAGAUCUUCCAGGGUUCGGGCGAUGAGAAGCGGCUCCUCUACGACUUCCCCUGGACCAACGUAGGAAAGUUAGUGUUUGUGGGCAAGAAGUUUGAGAUCUUACCGGACGGUCUUCCCUCCGCCAGGAAACUGAUCUACUACACCGGCUGCUCCAUGAGAUCUCGGCACCUCCUGCAGCUGCUCAGCAAUAGUCACCGCUUAUAUAUGAACCUGCAGCCUGUCCUGAGGCAGGUCCGAAAACUGGAGGAGAAUGAAGAGAAGAAACAAUACAGGGAGUCGUACAUCAGCGAUACCUUGGAUCAGGACAUGGAUCAGUUAGAGAAGAGAUCGAGGGCGAGCGGCAGCAGCGCAGGAAGCGUCAAGCACAAGAGACUCUCCCGUCACUCCACGGCCAGUCACAGCAGCUCUCACACCUCAGGGAUAGAGGCCGACACCAAGCACAGGGACAUAGGGGCCGAGGACAGCUUCUCCGGGACACCGCUGCACCGCAAGCUGAAGACCUGCAGCUCCAUGACCUCGCACAGCAGCUCCCACACCUCCGGGGCCGAGAGCGCUGGGAAGGACAGGCUGGAGGACGACUCACAAGAUGACGAGAUUGAGAUGCUGGUAGACGACCCUAAGGACAUGGACUUACCUUUGGAUGUCAGUCCUGACCUGUGUAUUUAUAUUACGGAAGACAUGUUGGUCUCACAGCAAACGAAUGGAUAUUCUGGAUUAGUAGUAAAGGAAGUGAACUCCUCAACCUCCAGCUCUUCAGAAACCGUGGUCAAGCUCCGUGGUCAGAGCAUUGACUCGUUGCCACAGACCGGUUGUAGGAAACCAAAGACCUCGACGGAUCGGCACAGCUUGAGCCUGGACGACAUCCGCUUGUACCAGAAAGACUUCCUCCAGAUGGCCGGCCUGUGCCAGGACACCGCCCAGAGCUUCACCUUCGGCUGCGGCCACGACGCCGACAACAGAGGCCUUUACUGUAAUGGCUGCCUGGCCCAGCAGUGCAUCAACAUGCAGGAGCCCUGUACGGCCAAGAAGGCCAGCAAGUACUUCUCUUUGGACCUUACCCACGACGAAGUCCCCGAGUUUGUAGUGUAACCGUAUCCCAGGCCUGGCCGUCUGCGAUCUCCAUUAACCCCGCGGGAAGAUUGUAUCUUUCUACCAUAUUUUUUUUAUUUUUUUUUUUAAAGAAACUUUUUAAAAAAGAAAUAUUUUGAUACUAAAAAAAAAUGAAAGACCGAUGGGACUUGACAUUUGUACAGAUUAAUGUUUUGUGUAAAAAUCCGCUAAACCGAUUGGUAUUACGUUGGGGCAGAAUAUGGUACUAAUUUUAUAUGUACAGAAAAAUGCGCAAAUUUACUUCUCCGGUAUGCCAAAGAGUGGUCUUCUGCAAAAUGGUGACCGUAGAGUGGGGAUUACCAACCAGGGUGCCUCUAGUUGCAAAACUACAACUCCCAGCAUGCCUGGACAUCCUGUCCGGGCAUGCUGAGAGAUGUAGUUUUGCAACAGCUGGAGGCACCCUGGUUGAGAAACACCGCCAUGGAUGGUCUCUGUAGGAGGACACAGCUACAAAAAAAAAAAGUUUAUAUUCCAUGUGGGGUAGAU
Molecule: messenger RNA, 2638 nt
Organism: Hyla sarda
Lineage: Eukaryota; Metazoa; Chordata; Amphibia; Anura; Hylidae
Gene: FRMD6
Product: FERM domain containing 6
Exons: 14
Coding region: 299-2131 (610 amino acids)
Biological process (GO): positive regulation of hippo signaling
Cellular component (GO): cytoplasmic side of apical plasma membrane; cytoskeleton
Source: RefSeq, a predicted model, not a curated record